Trematomus bernacchii (emerald rockcod) is the source of this 3499-nucleotide messenger RNA. It is a transcript of the gene mark1, whose product is annotated as MAP/microtubule affinity-regulating kinase 1. Gene Ontology annotation, cellular component: cytoplasm. Bases 369 to 2612 code for a protein of 747 amino acids. The transcript has 18 exons. NCBI's taxonomy places the organism in Eukaryota, Metazoa, Chordata, Actinopteri, Perciformes, Nototheniidae. Gene Ontology annotation, biological process: intracellular signal transduction; protein phosphorylation; microtubule cytoskeleton organization. Gene Ontology annotation, molecular function: ATP binding; protein serine/threonine kinase activity; tau-protein kinase activity. The record is from RefSeq and is a predicted model, not a curated record.
AUGUCCAUGUUUUUUUUUGUAGCUCCGCAGUGCUGCUGUGUGAGCCGACAAAACCUCUGGAAGCUGCAGGAAGCUUUUUAUACUUUUUUACACUUCUCCAUUCUUUUUCUUCUUCUUCUUCCUCUUCUUCUUCUUCUUUCCUCCUGUCUUUAUCGCCUUCUCUUUGUCUCCAUGCGGGUGUUUCUCCAGCUCCAACCCAAACAGCGGGCCUUCCUGUAGCCGCCGCCCCGGCCUCCCUCUCCCUCCGGCCGGCGGAGCCUCCCAGCUGAGCCCCGCUGAGGUGGCCUGGUUCCCGGGGAGAGAUGCUGUAGAGCAGCCGGUGGAGGAGAUGCUUCUACCGGACUGAAGAGGAGCAGAAAGCAGGAAAGAUGUCCGGCAGCAGGAUGCCUCUGACCCCGGUGAGCGAGAGAGAAACCGAACAGAAAAAGACUUCAGACGCUCUCCCAGAUCCUCCGGCCCCUCCCACCAAAUCAGCGAGUCGCCACAGUCUGCCGCCAUGUCGCAGCGCCGUGACGUCCAGCGCAGACGAGCAGCCGCACGUCGGCAACUACCGCCUGCUGAAGACCAUCGGGAAGGGAAACUUCGCCAAAGUCAAACUGGCCAAACACUCUCUGACCGGCCGAGAGGUCGCCAUCAAGAUCAUUGACAAAACUCAGCUGAACCCAACCAGUCUGCAGAAGCUCUUCAGGGAGGUCAGUGUGAUGAAGAUCCUCAACCAUCCCAACAUUGUGAAGCUGUUCGAGGUGAUUGAGACGGAGAAGACUCUGUACCUGGUGAUGGAGUACGCCAGCGGAGGUGAAGUGUUUGACUACCUUGUUGCUCACGGACGAAUGAAAGAGAAGGAGGCCAGAGCUAAGUUUCGGCAGAUUGUGUCAGCAGUGGAGUACUGCCACCAGAAGAGGAUUGUCCACCGAGACCUCAAGGCAGAGAACCUGCUGCUGGACGCCGACAUGAACAUUAAGAUCGCAGACUUCGGCUUCAGUAAUGAGUUCACGCUGGGCAGUAAGCUGGACACCUUCUGUGGGUCCCCUCCCUACGCUGCUCCUGAACUCUUCCAGGGGAAGAAGUACGACGGGCCGGAGGUGGACGUCUGGAGUCUGGGAGUGAUCCUCUACACGCUGGUCAGCGGCUCGCUGCCGUUCGACGGACAGAACCUGAAGGAGCUGAGGGAGCGUGUUCUCAGAGGAAAGUACCGGAUCCCCUUCUACAUGUCGACUGACUGUGAGAACCUGCUGAAGAAGCUGCUGGUGCUCAACCCGGGGAAACGAGGCAGCCUGCAGCAAAUCAUGAAGGACCGAUGGAUGAAUGUCGGCUACGACGAGAAGGAGCUGAAAACAUACAACGAACCAGAACAAGACUUCAACGACCUCAAACGCAUAGAGCUGAUGGGGACGAUGGGCUUCUCUCAGGAGGAAGUGAAGAAGGCGCUGGAAGGUCAGAAAUACAACGAGAUGACGGCGAUAUACCUGCUGCUGGGGAGGAAAAAUGCUGAGUCUGAAGGCGGUGAGACUCUGUCCAGUAACCUGCUCCAGAGGUCACGACCCAGCAGCGACCUCAACGGCUCCAGUCAGUCGCCCGCACACUCUCGCAACACAUCGACCAAUCAGAAGCAGCGGCGCUUCAGCGACCACGUGGCGCCCUCUAUCCCCCCUCCUGUGUCCUACACCAAGCGUAGUCAUGCCAACAGCGUAGAGAGCGACAGGAAGGAAGGGGCGGCAUCGCCCACGGGGGCCCCGGACCGCCGGAGGUCAGCCACCGCCUCAGGGAACAUAACUCGGAGGAACACGUACGUUCACGAGAGGACGAGCAGCGACCGCCACUCGGCUGCUGUGACCAACGGGAAGGACAGCAGUCUACCUGAGGUUCCUGCAGCGUCUCCCUCUCCAUCGCCGGGGAAAACCAUCUCCACUCGUCCCCGUCACGUGAAGUCCAUGUCGGCGUCGGGACAUCCCAUGAAGUCCUGCCUCCCCCCCAUCGACGACAACGUGGAGUAUCAGAGCUCCCCCCAGCAGCCCCCGCCCUCCUCCCCCUCAGCGUUCAGCAUCACCAGCAGCAGCAGCACCACCCCGGAUCGGACCCGUUUCCCCCGCGGAUCGUCCAGCCGCUCCACCUUCCACGGCGCUCAGCUGCGAGACCGCCGCUCCGCCACGUACAACGGCCCCCCCGCCUCGCCCAGCCUCUCCACGCACACCGCCGCCUCGCUGGCCUCCGCCCGCCGCGGCACCUCCACCUCGCUCAUCGGGAAGAUCACCUCCAAGUUCGUACGCAGGAGUUUAUCAGGUGAGCCUAAAGAGGAGGGGCGGGACUCCAAGCCUCGUGCGCUGCGCUUCACCUGGAGCAUGAAGACCACGUCUUCCAUGGAGCCGGGGGACAUGAUGAAGGAGAUCCGCAGGGUCCUGGACGCCAACAACUGUGACUACGAGCAGCGCGAGCGCUACUCCCUGUUCUGCGUGCACGGAGACGCGCGGCAGGACAGUCUGGUGCAGUGGGAGAUGGAGGUGUGCAAACUGCCCCGACUCUCACUCAACGGCGUGCGCUUUAAGAGGAUCUCCGGCACGUCCAUCGCCUUCAAAAACAUCGCCUCCAAAGUGGCCAACGAGCUCAGGCUGUGAACAACUUCCAGUUAUUCAUCGAAGGAGAAAAGACCUCUGUGGUCCUCUUUCUUCACAGAAUGACGCCCCACCAAGUGACGGCGGACAUGUUGUGUUCAGCGACUCUCUAACUGCUGUAUGACUCAGAGAAAACACACAUUAUUAUACUCUACACACUUACUAUUUAAUGUUAUCACUAAAUGUUUGCCAGUGAAACCAAAUAUUAAAGCUGACGGUGCAGAUUUCCAGCAGGUUGUAGUUCACCCCUCAGUGAUGAGAUCCAGAGCAAACAGCAGGAGGAUGUUUCCAUCUGUCCUCUCCUGCUGCGGCGACACUCUGUUGGUUUAUCACUGUUUACAUGCACUUCAGAUUUUUACGAAACCUUGGAAACUGAAUUUUAAAACAUUGUGUAAAGUGGAAACACGUCACGCGAGCUAAAGCUGAUUAAACAGGGAGAGAUUUGUUGGAGAAACCUGAAGACUUCCACUUUUACUUUUGCGAUUUGCAUGUGGGAAUAUUAAAGAAGCUGUUCGCAGCAGUGUUUUUAAAGAAGACCAAGCUAUGUCAUCUGGAGUGUUAGAGGCUUAAUAUCAUUGCUGUGCAUGUAGACAUAUUAUCAGCUUUCGCCUUCGGUUUGCUAACAGUACCUUUGUCUCUGGAGUGCAGGUAAACAGUGGAACGUGACCUCCGCUCUACCUGUGCAACUCUCCUGCUGCAACAGAAGAACACUAACUGUGAGUCCGCAGCUACAGAGUCAGCAGGCCAAGUGUGUGAACUCAUGCAAGGAAUUUAACUGCGAUUUUUCAUUGCUCUUAAUACAUACACACACACAGAACAGCUAGAAAACAAAGCUGGAAAAGGUGAAAAUGUUACUGCUAUGUACAGAUAUAAAUACAUACUAAAAAGUG